GACGACUGACGAUAUUUGAUUGCAAGUCGCAACAUCAUCGAGGUGAUCGAACGCGAAAAAAAACGUAAAACGGGAAGAUAACAGACAAGAACUCGCUGCAAAUCAUAUUGAAACAGUGAAACCAAGCGUCUAUACAAAAAAGGAAUUUGAUUUACAGCAAAAACUCAACUCUCAACUCUGAAUCGAUUCAGUCGAGACUCGAGUGAUUCCCGUUCUAGUUUUACUGCCCGCUUUAGCUUUCGAAUCAAAUCAAGGUAAAGCAAGAGUUGUUCAUCUUUUGUCAGGAUGGAACAACCGCCACCAUACAGCCAAGGUAACCAGUAUCCACCUCAAUCUGCUCCUUAUCCUCCAGAACAGCACCCUGGUUAUCCACCACAGAAAGAUCAUGGAGGCAGUGGGUAUCCACCACAAGGCUAUCCACCCCAAGGACAGGGUUAUCCACCCCAAGGACAGGGUUAUCCUCCCCAAGGACAGGGUUAUCCACCCCAAGGGCAUUUUCAGCAACCUGCUGGGUUUUCAUCCCAAACAAACAAUACCACAACAGUGGUUGUACAAAAUCAACCACAAGUCGUAACAAGCACAGUUAUUCCUGUGGUCAACGAUCAAAUGGGAUUGGCUAUCUUCGCUUGUUUGUGUUGUUGCCCUCUGAUUGGAUUAAUUGCCAUUGUGAAGUCGUCGGAGUCGAGAAGCCGCUAUGUGUCUGGCGAUUAUGUCGGCGCAGUUUCCUCAGCCCAGAGCUCAAGGAACCUCUCAUAUGCUGCUAUUGUGUGUGGUCUGAUUAUGAUACCCCUGAUCAUAGUACUGCGAGUGGUCGUUUUUGCCACUACCUAUGAAAGCAACGACUACAACAACUAAAAAUGACUGAGCUCGUUUGCAAUUUUGGUACAUGAUAUACAGUAGCACUUUACUCUACGAAUGCUUUAAUUAGUUCUGAGAAUUUAGCGUAACUUUGAGCAACAAUGGACAUGUACAAUACGCGAAAUGUUAAUUUGGUUUUUUUCGCGGUUUAACUCUUAAUAAAAAGUAUAAGGAUUAAGGAAUUUGUGAACUUUUACGUUUGAUAAUUUUUUUAACAUUAUAGUUUAUUACAACGCUUGUGAAAAUUUAAUGUUAAGUAAUGCAUGUAUCCAAUAUUGAAAUUUAAACUUAAAAUACACUGUAGUCUAAUCAA
Messenger RNA from Dendronephthya gigantea, 1171 nucleotides. RefSeq lists its product as uncharacterized. NCBI's taxonomy places the organism in Eukaryota, Metazoa, Cnidaria, Anthozoa, Malacalcyonacea, Nephtheidae. The coding region runs from base 286 to 855 and encodes 189 amino acids. The record is from RefSeq and is a predicted model, not a curated record. The transcript is spliced from 4 exons. Gene Ontology annotation, cellular component: membrane.